AUCUGUAACUGUUUAUUCAGGAAUUUAUUGAAGCCAUUGGAUUUGUUACUGGAAGCUUUAUGACUGGUAUGUCACCCUUGGCAGGAGACCAUCUUCCGGCUGGACUUGUUUUGAUUUACUUGGAGCAUGACGUCCCCAAUGCAGCAACAUCUGGACAUCACCUGGAGCUUGCAUAUGUAUUACAUACUUCAGGCUCAACUGGAAGACCAAAGGCAGUUAAAGUACCUCAUCAGUGCAUUGUGCCAAAUGUAAUUGACAUCAGGGAGAAAUUUUCUAUUCAGUGUGAUGAUGUUGUUCUGAUGUGCGCUCCAUACACGUUUGAUCCAAGUGUUGUUGAGAUGUUUAUGACUCUAUCAAGAGGAGCAUGUUUACUGAUUGUACCUGAUGAGGUAAAAGCUGCUCCCAAACACUUAGCAGAUGUGAUCACCAGACAUAAAGUGACUGUAAUCCAGGCAACUCCGGCUUUGUUUAAUCGGUUUGACCAGAGUUAUAUAGUUAACAAGUUGCUUGGAAUUGGUUCAAAGCUUCGUGUAGUUGCUUUUGGAGGAGAACAAUGCCCAACCUUGGCAACAUUAUGUCAUUGGAAGCAUUCUGAUAACAAGACUCGUAUAUUUAAUCUGUACGGGAUUACUGAAGUGUCCAGUUGGGCAACAUGCUAUGAAUUGACAAAUGAAGAUUUGGAGUUUUUCAGAAAGAGACGUGUACUAGACAGCAAGUCUACAGUGUCAUGUAAUGUUCCUCUUGGUUUUCCUUUGACUGACACCCUGCUGGAAGUAAGAAAAGGAAAAGUAAAGAUAAGCAGUGGUGAAGGAGAGCUAUGGAUAGGUGGAGAGAAGAGAGUUUGCUUGCUAAAUGAUGAACAAGUUAUAGUAAAUGGGACAAUGCGUUUAUCUGGAGACAUUGUUUUUAUUUGCGAGGGAAAAACUUUGUAUUAUGUGGGCAGGAAAGAUAACCAAGUAAAAAUCAAUGGACGCAGAGUUAACCUGGAAAAUUUGGAAACGACUUUGUGUGAGCUGCCUGCUAUUCAGAGUUGCAAAUUACUUGUCAGAUCUACUGCUUCACGCCAAUGUUCCUUACUAGUGUGUGUUGUGCUGAAUUCAGAUUUUCGUACGUCAAAAGAUGUAGUGGACAGCAGCAUUAUUAAGCAGAUGGCUCAAGAUUGCUUGCCUUUGUUUAUUAGUCUUAGUGAAGUCUGCAUUGUUGACAAACUACCAUUGACUGCACAUGGGAAGGUUGAUCGGGAAGCUAUGCUAUCUUUAACUCAGAGUAAUAAUCAGGUCCUUGUCAGGCCUGCUAGAUCUGUUUUGGCAGACAGGUCUUCAUGCCAGGAUGUUGAUUCAGCAGUUAAAGGAAAUUUGUUGUUGCUAUGGAAGAAUGGUAUUCGCUUGUCUGCUUUAUGUCAAAGAACUGAUGCAGAAUUAAAGGAAUUGACUUUUCUAGCUGCCGGUGGUACAUCUGUUGCUGCAGUUGAACUGGCAGAACAGAUUAAACAGACCGUAUUUGGAUUUGAGGCUCAAGAUUUGAUUGAGAUAAUCUUACACAAUCCGUUCUCUUACUUGGAAGACUAUGUAAUGAAAAGAUUACUUCAACAAAGUUCACAAUCUCCAGAACAGGACAGUAAGGAUGAUAAGACGAUUAGUAGUGGGACGGAUGUUGAAUUUCCUCAUUUGAGUAAAGUGCCCAAGAUGUCAGUGUUACACUAUUUGAGAGACAGUCAUAAAUGUAAUGGAAUGUUCUCAGCUUACUUGCGACGAGGUAGCUGCAUUCAGCAUAUUUCGAUGGCUGUGGACAGUAGUCAGUGCUGUGAUGGCAGUGAAUAUCUUAGCAAUGAGAUUACUUGUGACAUGAGGGUCUCACAUCUUUGGAGAGUAGAUGUUGGUAAAUGUGUUGAUGCAUCACCCUUGCUAGCAUUGGGAAUCAGGAGCCUUGUGUUUAUUGGUUCCCAUUCCUAUCUGUUUACAGCCAUUGAUGUAGACACUGGUGUUGUUGUGUGGCAAACUGAACUUCCUGACAGAAUCGAAUCCUCAGCGGUAUUGUCUGCUUGUGGUGAAUAUGUUGCUGUUGGUUGCUAUGAUGGUUGUUUGUACGUUUAUCAUGCAGACUCAGGUCAAUUGUACUGGAAAUUUGUAACCGGUGAUACUGUGAAAAGUUCACCUUGUACUGACCCUUAUACUGGAUAUAUUUGGUUUGGCUCCCAUGAUCAUUAUUUGUAUGCAGUGGAUCUGGAGGGGAAAAGGUGCAUUUCAAAAUUGCAUUGUGGUGGUGGAUCAUGCUUUGCUUCUCCUGCUAUUGAUAUGAUAAUGCGCUUCCUCUAUGCUGCGACCUUAAGUGGACAUGUUGUUUGUGUUGACCUGGUCAAACAGUCAAUAGUAUGGACUUACAACUGCCCAAAAUCAUUGUUUUCAUCGCCAUGUGUUACACAAGAGCAUAACGUUUGUAUCGGGUGCGUUGAUGGGUUUAUUUACUGUUUGGGCAUGAAUGGAAAAUUGAUAUGGAAAUUUAAUACUGAAGGCCCUGUGUUUUCUACUCCAUGUGUAUUGCCAGUUUCAAAGGCCUCAAUAAGUGAGCUACUACAAAUGUGUCAAGAUUGCAAUGGAAUACAUUCAGAAACAUGUAAGGUGAUUCUGAUUGGGUCACACAGUCACAAGGGAUAUUGCUUGUGCCCACAUGGGCAACUACUGUGGUAUUGCCUUACAAAUGGUCCUAUUUAUGCAACCCCAUUUGCUUUCUCAUCAAGAAAGAAUAGUUCAAGAAGUGGCUGUACAGAACUUAAUCCAAUGUCGUGUUUUGUCAGCUCUGUUGGAACAAUAUUCAUGGUAAGAAUUGGUGAUGGAGUUAUUUUGACUCAAUAUCAGUUGCCUGGUGAAGUGUUUUCUUCACCUGUCAUAAUGGAUGGUAGCAUUCUGCUUGUUGGCUGCCGCGACAAUAAUUGUUACAGUCUUAGUAUUGCCUAGUUUUGCAGUAUCAUAUGAAUCAUCAUUUUGCACUCUAUAAGUAACCACACUACUUUACUUUAACUCAAUGACAUAAAUAUCUUUCUUUGCUUUGUGAAAGAGAAUAAUGUCUAGCUUGUUAGCCUCUAUCCUGUUGAUAGUCUGAACAGCUAGGCACAUUCCACACAAAUCGUCUGAGACUGGUGGUCUCUCGCCGGAAGGAUGUAGGCGGAGAUGGUCUGGCUA
Molecule: messenger RNA, 3179 nt
Organism: Corticium candelabrum
Lineage: Eukaryota; Metazoa; Porifera; Homoscleromorpha; Homosclerophorida; Plakinidae
Product: beta-alanine-activating enzyme-like
Exons: 15
Coding region: 60-2954 (964 amino acids)
Biological process (GO): amino acid activation for nonribosomal peptide biosynthetic process
Molecular function (GO): protein binding
Source: RefSeq, a predicted model, not a curated record